AUGGAGGGGUUGGGGUGGGGGGGGGGGUGGGGUAAUGAUGGUGGGGAUGGGUUAAGGGGUGUUAGGGGGGGGGGUGUGGGUGGGAUGGGGGUGGUUGUGUGUAUAUUUGUGGGGAGGAAUGUGAGGGGGGGGGGGGUAAUUUUGGGGGGUGGGGGGUGGGGAGGUGAGGUGGGGGGGUGGGGUUGGGGGGGGGGGGGGGUUAUAGGAGAUGGGGGUUUGGGGGAGGUGUGUGGGGUGGGGAUUGGGGGGGGUGGGGUUUUGGUGUUAGAUAGUGAGAGAAGUAGGGGGAUAAGAGGGGUAGAGAGGGAGGUGAUGAGGGAGGGGGGAGAUGAGAUGAGUGUGGGGGGUGGGGGAUGUAUAAGGGUUGUGGUGGUGGGGGUGUGGGUGUUGGGUGUUGGGGGGGGGGGGGGGGGGGUAGGAUGUUGGGUGGUGGGAUGGGGGGGGGGGGGGGGGGGGGGGGGAUGUGUAAGGGAUAAGGAUAGUUUGUGGGGGGGAUUGAGGGAAGGAAGGAGAAGGGUUGUAGUUGGUGGUAGUGGGGGUGUGGGGGGAUGUAGGGGAGUUAGGGGAGUGGGUGGGGGGGUUGGGGGGUAUAGAGGGGUGUUGGUAUUUAUUGGGUAUGGGGGUGGGGGGGAUUGUUGGUGGUGGGUGGGGGGUAGGGGUGGGUUGUGGGGUUGGGGUGUUGGGGGGGGGUGUGUGUAUGGGUGGGGGGGGGAGGGGGGGGGGGUAGGGAAUGUUGGUGGGGGGGUGGGAUUGGUGGGUGUGGGGUAUGGAGGGGGUUGGUGUUUGGGGGGGGGUUGGGUGGUGAUGGGGGUGGGGGUGGGGGGUGUGUUGGGGAUUUGGGGGGGGUGGGGGUGUGUGGGUUGGUGGGGGGGGUUGGGGUGGGUGAGUUGUGGGGUAGGGGGGGGGGGGGUGGGGGUGGGGUUGGAUGGUGGGGUGGGGUUAGUGUGUGGGUUGUGGGUGAGGGGGGGGUUGGAUGGGUUGGGUUUGUAUUGGUAG
Knipowitschia caucasica is the source of this 996-nucleotide messenger RNA. NCBI's taxonomy places the organism in Eukaryota, Metazoa, Chordata, Actinopteri, Gobiiformes, Gobiidae. The record is from the annotation of a GenBank genome assembly.